AUGGCGAAUAUCGAUUUUAUGAUGGAUCCCGGGUGGAAAUACUUGCGGCAGGCGCAGGAUGAGGCGUUGAAGGAACAAGCGGCCCGUCGUUUCGACAACAAGACUCACGCAUGGGUUCCCGAUCCAGCCGAAGGAUUCGUGACGGCUUCCAUCGCUGUGCAGGAAGGUGACAAUCUGACAAUGACAAUGCCAGAUGGACAACAGAAAAAGACGACGAGAGCCGAGGUUCAGGAGAUUAAUCCAGCAAAGUUCGAGAAGACUGAGGAUAUGAGUAAUUUGACGUUUUUGAAUGAGGCUUCGGUUCUGCAUAACUUGAGACAACGCUACUACUCGAUGAUGAUUUAUACCUACUCCGGUCUCUUCUGCGUCUUCAUCAAUCCCUACAAAAUGCUUCCAAUCUACACCGACUCGGUCGCCUCGAUGUACGUGAACAAACGACGGGCCGAGAUGCCACCUCAUCUCUUCGCCGUCUCUGAUGAGGCAUUCAGAAAUAUGAUGUCGGACAAGGAAAACCAAUCGAUGCUGAUCACCGGAGAGUCGGGAGCCGGAAAGACUGAGAACACCAAGAAAGUUAUUGCUUACUUUGCCAUGAUUGGAUCAGGGAAUAAGGAUCAGAAAUCUGAAUCCUCUUUGGAAAACCAAGUUGUUCAAGCCAACCCUGCAAUCGAGGCGUUCGGAAACGGAGCCACCACGAGAAACUACAACUCAUCUCGUUACGGAAAAUUCAUUCGAAUUCAUUUCGAUAGAAAGGGACGAUUGGUUGGAGGAGAUAUUGAGCAUUACCUCCUCGAAAAAUCCCGUGUCAUCAAGCAAGCCCCUGGCGAGAGAUCCUACCACAUCUUCUACCAAAUCAUGACGCAAAAGGCGUUGAGAGAACGUUACGGAUUGAGCGAUAACAUUCGUGACUACAAAUUUGUGUCGCAAGCCGAGAUUACUGUACCCGGCAUGAAUGAUACAGAGGAGUGGGGCAUUACUGAUACCGCAUUCAACGUGAUGGGCUUCUCGGAACGCGAGAAGGACGACCUCUACAAACUGUGUUCGGCCAUCAUGCAUAUCGGAAAUUCCACGUUUAAGCAGAAGCCAAGGGACGAGCAAGCCGAGGUGGACGAUAUGAAGAGCCCCACUGCCGCCUGCAAACUCCUCGGAAUCGACACCGAUCAAUUCUUGAAUGCUCUCACUCGACCAAGAAUAAAGGUCGGAAUGGAGUGGGUUAACAAGGGACAGAAUGUCCAACAGGUCGAUUGGGCAGUUGGAGCCCUGUCCAAAGCAAUCUACGCUCGAAUGUUUCAUUGGCUCAUCAAAAGAGUCAAUAAGACACUUCAAGCCAAUUCAGAUGAUAUGGUUUACUAUAUUGGAGUACUGGAUAUCGCUGGUUUUGAGAUCUUUGAUCGCAACUCGUUCGAACAACUGUGGAUCAACUUUGUCAAUGAGAAACUCCAACAAUUCUUCAAUCACCACAUGUUCGUAUUGGAGCAAGAGGAGUAUCAGAGAGAAGGAAUCGAAUGGACAUUCAUUGAUUUCGGAUUGGAUUUGCAGUCUUGUAUCGAGUUGAUUGAGAAGCCGCUCGGAAUUGUGUCAAUGCUCGACGAGGAAUGCAUUGUCCCGAAGGCCACCGACAUGACCUAUGUCGACAAACUGCUCACCCAACAUCUCGGAAAACAUCCAAACUUCCAAAAAGCCAAGCCACCAAAGGGGAAACAAGCGGAUGCUCAUUUCUCAAUCAUGCAUUACGCAGGAACUGUCAGAUAUAACGCUGAGCAAUGGUUGGAUAAGAACAAAGAUCCGUUGAACGACUCGGCUGUGGCUAUUCUGAAGACAAGUGAUAAGGAGGGAGUACUGUAUCAAUUGUGGGAGGAAUAUCAGACUGAUGUCGAUCGAGAGGAGAGUGAGAAGAGGGGAAAAGCUGCCGCGAAGAAGAAGGGAAAAUCGGCGUCAUUCUUGACGGUGUCCACAAUGUACAGAGAGUCAUUGACUUCGUUGAUGACCAUGCUUCACACAACUCAUCCUCAUUUUAUCAGAUGCAUCAUCCCUAACGAGAAGAAGACCUCCGGCUUAAUCGACGCCCCAUUGGUUCUCAAUCAGUUGACGUGCAACGGAGUACUCGAGGGAAUCCGUAUCUGCCGGAAGGGUUUCCCGAAUCGAAUGAUGUUCGCAGAUUUCCGUUUCCGUUAUGCUAUUCUGGCAGCUGAUGAAGCAGCGGAGAAAGACGCCGCAAAGGCAUCGAAGGCAAUGCUGCGCAAGUUGAGCAAGAGUAAUCAGUUGAAUGUGGACACUUUCAAAGUUGGAACCACGAAGGUGUUCUUCAGAGCCGGUAUGCUGGCUCGUCUGGAAGAACUGCGUGACGAGGCGCUGUCUGCGGUGAUCCUCAAGUUCCAGUGUUCCGUUCGACAUUAUCUUGCUCAGGUCGAGUACAAACGACGCCUCGAUCGCGAAGACGCCUAUCCGAUUAUACAGGAGAACGUGAGAGCCUGGAUUAAAUUACGCUCCUGGCCGUGGUACCGUCUGUUCUCUCGUCUGAAGCCGAUGCUGAAGGGAAUGAAGUCGAACGCCGAAAUCGAAGCACUCGAGAAGAAAUGCAAGGAGUUGGAGGAGAACCAUAAGAGAGAGGAGGAGGCGAGAAAGAAAUAUGCGGAUGAGUUGAGAGCCAAAAUCGAGCAAUACGAGGAGACCAAAGCUGCUUUGGAACGUGACCGUAUGCUUCUCGACAAGCGUAACAAAGAGAUCGAGGAGCUCAACAGAAAUCUGAAAUCCGAGUCCGAGUCGAACUACGAGAAUGCGAAAAAGGCGGCCGAGUUGGAGAAGUUGAGAGAGAAGGAGCGAAAAGAGUGGGAUGAGAAGGAGAGACGAAUGCAGAUGGAGGCUGAAAACGAGGCGAAUAAUCAUAAAACUCAGACCGAGAAGUUGAAGGAUCAAAUCGCGUCGAUGCAGACCGAUUAUGAGAAGUUGUCCGUCCAGAGGAAGGCUCAGGAACAAAUGAACGCGGAACUCGUCGAUGAGGUCGCUGCUCUCAAGAACAAGGCAGAGCGUGCCGAGGAGCAAAAGAAGAAACUCGUCGAGGACCUGGAUGCGAUGGAUGAUAAGUUGGCUGCCGAGAAGAGAGCUAACAAUGAACAUGUCAAGCACAACAAAAAAUUGGAGGCUCAACUGAAGGCCACUCAGACUCAGCUGACUUUGGCGCUUAAGGAGAAACACGAUAAUGAUGUGGAUUGUAAGAGACGCGAAUCUGAAAUCGGAGAACUCAAACUGAAGGCCCAAGGAGACGCCAAUCUAAUCUCAAAGCUCCAAGCGAUGCUCCGUCGCUGUAUCUCUCGAAUCGAAGAGCUCGAGGAGGACCUUCUGGAAGAACGUAAACUCCGUAUGAAGGCGGAGAGACAAUUCAACGAACUCCGCACCGAAUUCGAUCAGCUCACCGAGCAAAUGGCCGAAGCGAGUGGACAACUCACCGCCGAGGCACAUAUUAACAAAGUCAGGGCUGAGGAGGUGUCCAUGUUGAGACGUGAUCUACAGAAGAGAAAUUUGAAUCAUGAGGCGUAUAUCUCGGAUUUGUGUAGCAUGCAGUAUGCCACCGUCAAUAAUUUGAGAAACUUGAGUCAACAGUCUGCCACCCUUGAAACCGAUGCUCUUCGUAUCCUCGACCACCGUCGUGCCAUCAGCAAACAACCACUCCCAAGAGUCUAUGUCGAGGAUCCGGAUAGUGAUUCUGAAUAA
Messenger RNA from Caenorhabditis remanei, 3708 nucleotides. RefSeq lists its product as uncharacterized. The record is from RefSeq and is a predicted model, not a curated record. Gene Ontology annotation, cellular component: actin cytoskeleton; myosin complex; vesicle. NCBI's taxonomy places the organism in Eukaryota, Metazoa, Nematoda, Chromadorea, Rhabditida, Rhabditidae. The transcript is spliced from 24 exons. Gene Ontology annotation, biological process: vesicle transport along actin filament; actin filament organization. The coding region runs from base 1 to 3708 and encodes 1235 amino acids. Gene Ontology annotation, molecular function: microfilament motor activity; ATP binding; actin filament binding.